AUGUAUCUGUUUCUCUCGGAUAUGGGUGUACGCCGACGGUUCCAAGCGCACCCAUUCGUGAUCGCAUGGUGGGACGAUUCCUUGAAAGCUACCAAGGUUUCUUUCUUGAUCGAGCCCAGCAACGGCCUAACCUCAAAACUGAUUGGACGGGGCUCGCUCCGUAGUGUUGUGAUGGAUGGGCCUUAUGGAAAAGAUUUGCGAUUGGAUAAUUUCGAGACGGUUAUCCUAGUGGCAAAGGGAAUUGGAAUUGCUGGUAUCAUUCCUUAUGUUAGAAGUCUGACAUAUCGUAGAGUGAAUAAGGAUAAAAAUUACGAUUCUUAUCGACGAGGUCUUAUCACACGAAAAAUCGAUCUGUAUUGGGUCCUUGAGGAUAACUGUCAGGAAGAUUGGAUUUCGGAUUGGCUUGUGGAUUUGCAGAUGCGAGAUUCAGAGAAGGUUGUGAUACAUUGCAAUAUGCCUAAUUUCCGUGCGGAGAAGUGCUGA
Molecule: messenger RNA, 483 nt
Organism: Sclerotinia sclerotiorum 1980 UF-70
Lineage: Eukaryota; Fungi; Ascomycota; Leotiomycetes; Helotiales; Sclerotiniaceae
Exons: 1
Coding region: 1-483 (160 amino acids)
Biological process (GO): iron ion transport; copper ion import; intracellular iron ion homeostasis
Cellular component (GO): plasma membrane
Molecular function (GO): ferric-chelate reductase activity
Source: RefSeq, a predicted model, not a curated record